This is a messenger RNA of Notothenia coriiceps (black rockcod), 1199 nucleotides long. RefSeq names its product UDP-glucuronosyltransferase 2A2-like. The record is from RefSeq and is a predicted model, not a curated record. The transcript is spliced from 3 exons. The annotation marks the transcript as partial. Gene Ontology annotation, molecular function: UDP-glycosyltransferase activity. NCBI's taxonomy places the organism in Eukaryota, Metazoa, Chordata, Actinopteri, Perciformes, Nototheniidae.
AGCUCUUCUUUGUGUAACUAAACUGCUACAGGAGCACACCACACACUCUGAACUUUAGUCCUGUUCAGUGCCCACACCCUCCGAGCUGCAGUAUCUCACAGAGCUGGAGAACAGUCGGCCAUCCGUUUGCUUUGAAGCAAGAAGAACGCACAAACAAGCUCGUGAACUCCGUUGACCGGGACGCUCUCGAGAUGUACCGACCAAUCUUGACGGCACUUGCAGUGCUGCUCUGCUCUUCACCCUUGGUAAAUUCAGGGAAAAUCUUGGUUAUCCCUGUGGAUGGAAGCCAUUGGAUCAACAUGAAAGUCCUCGUCGAAGAGCUUCACUCCAGAGGUCACGACAUCACAGUUAUACGGCCAUCAGACAGCUGGUACAUCAAGACAGAGUCCCCUUACUACAAGUCCAUCACAAUAAAUUCUGCUGCUGGCUUUGAUGAGGAAGGCUUUGGGAUAUUUGUAACCAAAAUGCUGACCAUGCGUCGGGAUGGUGCUUCACUUUGGGCGCGUUUAUCUCUGGAGUAUGAACUGGUGGAACAGUUCUAUCAGAUGAACAAGCAAAUGAUUGCAAUGGUAGGAGAGAUGUUUGAGAAUACCCAACUGAUGCAGAGCCUGAAUGAUGCCAAGUAUGAAUUAGUUCUGACAGACCCUGCGAUCGGUGCAGGGGUGCUUAUUGGUCAUCGUUUGGGUCUUCCACUUGUCCUCAAUGUGAGGUGGACUGUUCAGGGUGAGGCACAUCAUGCAAUUGCACCUUCCCCAUUUUCAUAUGUCCCAAUACCAGGGGCAGAGCUGACUGACAAGAUGAAUUUCCUCCAGCGGGUCAAGAACUUAACAUACUUUUUCUUUACUUGUUUUCAAACUUGGUAUGUAACAGAUUCCAACUACAAACCAUUUGUCCAGCGUUACUUUGGAAAUGGUGUUCAUUACAUGGAGCUUUUUCAGGCUGCAGACAUCUGGCUAAUGAGGAACGAUUUUACUUUUGAGUUCCCAAGACCCACAAUGCCAAACAUUGUCUACAUGUCAGGAUUUCAGUGCAAACCCUCCAAGCCCCUGUCUAAAGAAUUAGAAGACUUUGUCCAGAGCUCUGGUGAACAUGCUAACCUUAACCAUGACCUAGAACCUGUAGACAUUCGAGACAGUAUUCUACACGACGGAGGGAACAAGGAAGUAGUGUUUGGAGCUAGGUCCUUGUACCGGAUACAG